Salpingoeca rosetta is the source of this 5362-nucleotide messenger RNA. RefSeq lists its product as uncharacterized. NCBI's taxonomy places the organism in Eukaryota, Choanoflagellata, Craspedida, Salpingoecidae. The coding region runs from base 235 to 5334 and encodes 1699 amino acids. Gene Ontology annotation, cellular component: mitochondrion; cytoplasm. Gene Ontology annotation, biological process: nucleobase-containing compound metabolic process. Gene Ontology annotation, molecular function: ATP binding; AMP kinase activity. The transcript has 27 exons. The record is from RefSeq and is a predicted model, not a curated record.
CUUGGCAACGAGCAAACUUUGCGCUUCAACAACACUGCUGCUUGUUGUCUGCCAGCUUGUUCAACAACGUUGUCUGCUUCGCUGUUUGCUUGUUGGCGUGUGUGCGUUGGCUUGAUUCCUUGCACGGAUACACAGCUGACAAAGGGUCUGUCUGAGGCGCAGCGACAUCUCAACUUGCCGACCCAUCACAGCGCUGUGUUCUGCCACCGUUUCUACCACCAUUGACCAAGGACCAUGGCGACGACGGGAAACGAUCAAGUGUUGCUGGAGCCGUUUGACGACUCCGAGGCUGCCUUUAAGCAGGCGGCUGCACCCGUCCCUCGCAUCGCAGUCAUCGCCAACGUUGAGCCGCAAGCCAGGAAUAUCGGCGAGCAUCUUGCUGCCUACUGGAACUGCGAGCUGAUUGAGCCCGUGGCCAUCCUCGAAGCUGCUGUCAAAGAUGGCGUUGCCGAGCUGGAGCGCCGGAAGAAGUUGGAGGCCAAGCGCCGGCGGAGAGCCGCCAAGCGCGCUCAGAAGAAGGCAGAAGCUGGAGAGGACGGUGACGAUGACAAGACAGGGGGUGACGACGACGACAAGGAAGCCGACGGGGCUGGGCCUGAUGGUGAUGACGACGCUGGUGAUGAUGAUGAGGAGGAGGAGGAUGAUGAGGAAGAGGAAGAGAAGGGUGACGAUGAAUCCAUCCAGCCACGUCGUGUCGAUGCUGACGGACGACCCAUCUACCACUCUGGCACGUUUGGCUCUGGUGAUGGCGAGGAGGACGAAGAAGAGUUUGACCCGGACGAGGAGGAGCCAGACCCGGAGGUCGCGCGCAGAACCGAGUUGUAUCGCUUCAAACCACGCCCCCUGGAGUCGGCCACCAAGCUCACCAUGCAGGUUGCUGAGGCGCUGUUGGGCGGGGAGGCCGUCAGCAGCGACGAUGUGAUUGCACUCAUGGCGGAGCGCGCCGCAUCCCCUCGUGCCCAGCUCAGAGGGUACGUUGUGGUUGUGGACAUGGCUGCGGGCGACACGGCUCAGCAGGUGCUCGCCAACAUGCAGGAUUGGGAGUUCAAACCAAACUACAUCUUCCACCUCAAGGAGGCGGCGAGUGACCUGAGUGCACAGGUUGCAUCGAUCAUGCAAGACUUCCGCACAGGCGUUCUUCUCUGCGAUUCCCUCUGUGCUUCGGCGAUGGACGGCGCUGAUGUUGCUGACAGCGGCGGUGCCGGGAGCGAAGACGAGGAUGAAGAAGAAGAAGAGGACGCAGGGGAGGACGAGGAGGACAUGCUGAGCGAAGAUGCAACGGCAUUCACAACCCCGCGCGAUAACUCCAUGCCGCAGCAUGCCCCACCUGGUGAGGAGACGCUCCUGCAGUUUUGUCUGCGGCGCCCACGCGACGUUCGCAUCACCAGCGCCAACACCAGCACCAGCACUGGUAGCACAUCAGACACCCCUGCCCUUCGUCCCGUGUCUGCCAGCACGGAGGCUGUGCAGAGAAAGCUGCGAACAAUGCGGGCGCAAUAUUGCAUUGCCCUCAACGGAAUUGCGCCGCUCCACUCCUCCGUCAACGCCAUUUCCGGGUUCUUGCAUGAGCACGGCUUUAUGCCAACCAUCGACCCAAUCGCCCUCAAGCCCGAUGAAACAGAGUUCUCGAGCGAUGCGGAGAUGUUUGAGGUGCUGAGCACGCUCUCGCUGCACGAUGAGUUGGACGAGGAGGACUCGGAGCUGCUCGCGUGGACGUGGCAGCCAGGUCCCUUUGGUCCCUACUGCCCUGUUGCCUUGCACCUUGAGGGCGAGUUGAAGCGCGGCAGGGCGGCGUUGGCGGUUGUGUUCCAGGGCCGCCUCUACCUUCUCUCGUCUGAGACAGCACGCUCCGCGUUCCUGUCCAACCCGCGCACAUAUGUGUGUCGUCCCAAGCGCGUGCCAUGCCGUGUGGUCAUCACGGGUGGGGAAGCGUCCAAGAUGAGCACGAUUGCCAACGCGUUUCUCUCGUCCCGCCCCGAUGGGGGUGAGAUUGGCAUCUUUGACCUGGGCGACAUGCUUCCAGAGGAUGACGCAACAGACGACCAGAAGAACGAUGCUGUCCGCAACAUGAUCGAUGUCCUCGCAUCCUCAAAGUCGUGGGUGGCGCACGUGAGCAUUGACAAGCUUGCAGACACGGUCCACAAGCUGAUUGGUACGCCCGCUGCGCCGCACACGGUUGCUGUGCUGCGCCCUCCUCCCCGCCCUGCGCUGCCAGAGAUUGUUGUUCCGGGCCCAGACAGCGACGACGAGGAGGAAGCGUCCGUUGGCGUGAAGAAGCCGAUUGCUGCUGAUCCGCGCGUCGAGAUUGUGCAGGCGGCAAUCAGCGAACUGCAGCAGAAGGGCGCAAUUGCGUUUGGACUCAAACACACGUCGGCCGAGUGCCCCAUGGAGGUGGAGGCAGACGUGCUCGCUGACAUGCACUUCCACGCCAACAUGACAUUCAAGUUGGCCCCGCGCGAGACGCGAGACAUGUUCGCAGACGCAGCCGAGGAAGACCAGCCCAACUUCAACUUUGGUGACACUGGGAGGUUUUGCCCCGUUGCGCUGCAAGAGAAGGGUGUGCUUGCGCCCGGUGUUCCAGACUACGCCGCGCGGUUUGAAGGACGCGUGUACCGUUUCACCAGCGAGACGGCGCGCUCACAGUUCCAGGUCGCCCCGUACCAGUUUGUGUCCACCACCAAACCACAGUCGCUGCCGCCACCACGCGUGUGCUUUAUUGGGCCCUCUGGUGCGGGCAAGACGGUGUUUGCCAAGCGCAUUGCCAAGGAGCACAGCCUGCAUGUUGUCGACUUCCCCGAGCUGCUGCGGUCUGUGGCGCAGGACCCGACGCACGAAGCACACGAGGCCGUACAGGCGCACGUGGAGAACCCCGACGACGCGCCGCUGGCAUCGGACAUGGCGGUGGCGGUGGUGAAGAUGCUGUGGCGACAGGAGCCGUUCAAGACUGGUGGAUUUAUCCUUGAGGGGUUUCCACGCAACGAUGAGGAUCUUCGUGUUGCCACGGAGGCGUCGCUGUACCCCGACGCUGUGCUCAACUUCAGCCUGACAGCGCACGUUGCUGCGCGCCGCCUGCUCGACGCGGCCAUGAAGGCCUUUAUUGCCAAGCGAAACGCAAUCAUCGCCGAUCGCAAGGCGGAGCGGGAGCGCAAAGCAGCAGAGCGCCAGAAGCGGCGAGAGGCGUUUAUGGCUGAGCAGGAGAAGCGGCGGCUGGAGUUUGAAGAAAACCUCAGGCAGCGCAUCGAAGCAGGGGAGGACGUGGAGGAGGAGGAGUUUGUUGAGGAGGAGUACCAGUCCGCUGGAGAGGAGGAAGGCGAGGAAGACGAGAUGGAAGAAGAACCCCUCGAAACAGAUGAGCAAGCGCGGGACCGCAUCCGGGCCGAGCUGGUAGAUGUGCAUGAGCGCGUGGCGGAGGCUGCCGCUGCCGCUGCUGACUCAGCACGCGACGAGUUCAGGGUGACGUCGUUCACCGUCAACGCUGACUAUGGCAUGUCCCGCGUGUUUGGUGUGCUGCAGCGAAGGCUGAAGCCCCUCUUGCAGGACAGGGAGGCUGUGCUGGACUUUUGCUACCCGUGCACGCUGGACCACGCUGAGGAGCUGUUGGAGAAGGGCCUGUGCUCGCUCUCCGUGUUUGGGCACUGGGAUCCCGUUGACGUUUUCAACAACAAGGCGGCCAUGCCCACGCUGCAGCCCCGCUUUGCUGCCGUGUACCGCAACCGCGUGUACCAUUUCACCAGCAGCGACACCAGGGAGGCGUUUGUGCGGCGCCCGCGCAAGUUCCUGGCCAAGCACCCGCAGGUGCUGCCGGCGCUGUUCCCGGCACCGCGGAUGGCCCUCAUUGUGGUUGGGCCGCCGCGAAUCGGAAAAACAUCGCUGUGCCGCCGCCUUGCUGACGACUACAACGUGCCGCUCCUCAACACGCCCGCCAUCCUUGAACGCCUUCUCGCGCAGCACCCAGAUUCUGUGCUGGCGUCGCAGGUGCGGUCGUGCCUGAUCACGGGCGCCACGCUCUCACGCGACCUCGUUGCCCGCGCUGUUGAAAUGGCGUUUUUUGAUCCCCAGUGCUGCGCACGCGGAUUCAUCUUUGACGCAGACGCCAUCGACCUCCAAUCGCUGCAGCAGUGGGCGAGCGAAGCGCUUGGUGUGUUUGCAGUGAUUGAGUUGACUGCAACGCUUGACGCGUGUCUCACCCGCAGCCAACAGCUUCGUGCCGGCGCAAUGGCAAACGAAGCGGAGCACGACUCUGAUGCUGUUGUGCGCGCACGCUUUGACGGGUACACGGCGUGUGUGGCGCCCGCCCGCACGCACUGCAUUGAGGAGUACCGCAACUGGUACGAGAUUCCAGGCACACGCAACAUGUGGGCCCAGUUUUACGCCGCGCGUGCCGUGUGCGACUGCGUACUGCGGGCGAUUGGCACGAACAAGGCGCUGCAGGAGGCCGGGCGACCCGCACCGCUUCACCGCAUGUGCACACCAACGUCCACCAUCCGUGAUGCCCUCUCGUCAAAGUUUGACGUCCUGUGCCCCGUCAGGUGGGCUGACCACCAAGAGCUUGUGCGCACGCGCUUUGACGUGAUGGCGCACAGCGUCGAAUACGGCGGCGAGAUCUUCAAGCUCGCAGGCGAAGAGGAACUCAACACGUUUGUUGCAGACCCACAGAAGUACACGGAGGCGGAUGCGCCCGAGCACUUGCCGGAACAUGUGGACGAAUCGUCCGUCAAGCUCCUCUUCCCGCAAUCCAUGGAAUUUGGCGCCUUUUGCCCCGUCUCAUAUGUGCAGAGCGGAAACAACCCCGAAGCGAUCACGCCCGGCGCUGUCCAGUACGUCGCAAAGUUCAAGGACGCCUUCUACGCAAUGGCAACUAAGAAUGCGCUUGCGGAGUUUAUGAAGACACCGCACAAGUUUGCAGACGUGGUACUGCCCGACAAGAUCCCUCGCCCCACAACGCCAGUGAACGUGACAACGCUGCCGAUGCUGGCAUACAUGGACUUUACGGUUGCCCAGACCAUCACCAAGGCGUUGACAGCCGUGGGCUUGAAGCGGCCCAAGUUCCCAUUUCUCUCACCUACUCAAUCGGCCAUCUUGUACAUUGCAACCUACCUCAAGGCACACAACAAAGGGGCAUCCCAGUUUUCGAGGCAAAAGUGGCAGCAAAAGUUGCGAAAGUUUGAGGAGCGUUCUGACAUGUUGCUAUAUCUGGCGAGGACGAUGCAAGCGCGCUUCGACAUGAACCACCCCGUCGACGUGCAGCACAAGCUCUCGCAGUUCUUCUCCUUGCAGCCGCCCACACCUCACCCACAACUCAAGGCCAAAUCCGUCACCACAACCCUUCCCUGAACCACACACACACACACACACACACACA